Molecule: messenger RNA, 1883 nt
Organism: Oncorhynchus nerka (sockeye salmon)
Lineage: Eukaryota; Metazoa; Chordata; Actinopteri; Salmoniformes; Salmonidae
Gene: adat2
Product: adenosine deaminase tRNA specific 2
Exons: 7
Coding region: 149-712 (187 amino acids)
Biological process (GO): tRNA wobble adenosine to inosine editing
Cellular component (GO): nucleus; cytoplasm
Molecular function (GO): tRNA-specific adenosine-34 deaminase activity; zinc ion binding
Source: RefSeq, a predicted model, not a curated record
UUAUCUUCCCCUUCAAUGUGCGCAAAUUUGUUCCAGGCAGACGGUGGGGAUUUUAUAACUGUCGCAUGAGCUCUCUGUAAUUGGAGUAGCUAGUUGGUGUGCGUUUGUGUAAUCUAAUUUAUCUAGUUUCUCAGACUGUACAUUCAACAUGGGGACAGAGCAUGUGGGGAAUGAUGUCGUUUCUAAAGAGAACUUCCAGCCAUGUGCCGAAGACAUACAGAGGUGGAUGGCUAAUGCCUUUGACAUGGCAAAAGAAGCUUUGGAGAAUGGCGAGGUGCCUGUUGGAUGUCUCAUGGUCUACAACAAUGAGAUUCUUGGAAAGGGGAGAAAUGAAGUGAAUGAAACAAAAAAUGCCACUCGCCAUGCUGAGAUGGUGGCUCUGGACCAGGUGCUGGAGUGGUGUCGUCAUAGAGACCUGGACCCCAGGACAGUGUGUGAGAGGACUGUGCUCUACGUGACUGUGGAGCCUUGCAUCAUGUGUGCAGGAGCUCUUCGCCUGACCAACAUUCCUCUAGUGGUCUAUGGGUGUAAUAAUGACAGGUUUGGUGGCUGUGGAUCUGUUCUAGACAUCCCCUCGGCUGAUCUACCUCACACUGGCUCAUCAUUUAAGUGUAUCUCUGGCUUCAGAGCAGAGGAAGCAGUGGAGAUGCUGAAGGCUUUUUAUAAACAGGAGAACCCUAAUGCUCCCAAGCCGAGGACGAGGAAGGAGUGAUAUUUUGUUGGUGUCCAGCAGGGGGCUCUAGACUUUAAGGAAUGAGAAUGUGAUCCCACUCCGAGCACCCUGGGUCUAGGAUGAGCUGAGCUUAAGGCAGGUACCGGGGGCCCCUCAGCAACCUCUAAAGGAGCUCUCUCUCUCUCUCUGGCGUCAGUCAUCAACUGCCGUCAUGGAUCUGAAAUCAGUGUUGAGGUCAUUUCCCGAGGCCAAUUCCCACUCCAAUGUAUCAUGUCUGUGAUAGUUUCUGGGUUUGUUAUGCAUGUCUUGGAUUGUUAAGUACUGGCGUCGUCAUGUACAAUAGGAUGGUGGGGUUCUCUACUUUGAAAAUGUUGAUACUAAGUGGCAUAGCUGCUUUGUGAUUUAUUUAUUUUCUGCUGAAGAACAAAUACGUAUUCACAGCAUUAGUCUCAGCGGGAGAAGGACCACUGAAUAGUAUAAUAGACUGGGAGCGCCCAUGCAGACAGUCCUGUCUCUCCUACUGAAUGACUAGGCCAGAUUUCACUGCAGAGGGACUAUAUUUCAAUGUGGGACCAACUUAUUUCAGAUCAGAAAGGAGACAAAUGUCCGUUCCAUCGACUCACGCAGUUAUUUUGAUCUCAGUCUCAGUAACCACCAACACUCACACCAGCACUGCAGUUUGGUGUGUGACAAACGGAAUGUGUUUGUAGCAUAGAGCACAGCUGUGAGGGGUAAUAGUCAGUCUGAAGCGCCUCCCCUUCACUUGCAGCAGGCAGGCAGGCAGCAUCCCUCAGCCUUAAACCCUUAGUGGUCUCUUCCCUGGACAGGAUCAGGAACAGAGGAAGUAACCACCCAGUCAGCAUCAGACAGUUCCGGUUGUACCAGCUCCAAGUGACUGCUCCACACUGACCUGCUGUAGCUUUCACUAUGGUUUAAAACUCUCUCUUGUAAAUCGAAUAAAACUGUUUUGAAAUGCACAAAAUGUUCUCUUUAUUUAGUUCAACUACCGUAUGUAGUUUAUUCACCAAUGUAUAUGUAAAUGUUGUGGAUAAACACUUUGUGAAGGUGACAAUGUAAGUUUGAAGAACUGCGAACCUCUAGCUAGUGAUCACCAUUGCUACAUCUACAGGAAAUUUGACCAUUUAUUUCAGAUUUUCAGUAACUGACUGGUGUUUGAGAGUUUUCUACAAUAAGAGAACAGUGAUUAUCA